This is a messenger RNA of Hydra vulgaris (swiftwater hydra), 1243 nucleotides long. RefSeq names its product putative nuclease HARBI1. Lineage: Eukaryota; Metazoa; Cnidaria; Hydrozoa; Anthoathecata; Hydridae. The record is from RefSeq and is a predicted model, not a curated record.
UAUUGAUUAGUUUGAUUAGAUUAAUUUAGUUGAAAUGGAUGUUCAAUUGAUUCAAGAAAUUGAAUUACAAAAUCAAAAUUGGAGAACAGCUCAGCGCACUGUCCUUAAUGAUUUUUCAGAUGUUGAAUGUCUUCAUAAAUUUCGAUUACCGCUGCAUAAAAUAUCAGAAAUUAUUAACACUCUAAAUGAUGAUUUGUCUCCAAUAACAGAUAAAAACAAUUCUAUUUCAACAGAAACCAAAGUUCUUGUUGCGCUAAGAUUUCUAGCAACAGGAAGCUUUCAAAAUACUAUUGGAGACACUUCUAAAAUAAGCCAGACAAGCACCAGUAGAACAAUUCAUCAGUUUUGUAAAUAUUUUAUUCAACACUAUAGCUACCUUGUAAAAUGGUACAGUAGCCAAGAGGAAAUGGCUGAAGUAAAAAAAAGAUACUUUAAAGCUUGUGGAGUUAAAGGUCUUUUGGGCCUAAUUGACGGUACAAUGGUGCCUAUCAAAGGAGUCACUGGGGCUGAUGAGCCAGCUUUUAUUUGCAGAAAGGGCUAUUCUGCUAUAAAUUGCCAAUUUGUUGUUGAUCCAGACGGACAGUUCCGAGAUGCUGUUAUCAAAUUUCCAGGAUCAUGUCAUGACGCUUUUAUUUAUUCAAAUUCAACUUUGAAACAGACAUUGGAGGUUGAUCCAGCUUCAGGGUUUCUUUUUGGUGAUUCAGGCUAUGGGUUAUCACCUGUCAUGAUAACUCCAUUUAGUCCUCCAUUGAACCCUGAAGAAAUAUUAUUCAACAAAAUCCACUCAAGGGUUCGAAGUGAAAUAGAACGUUGUUUUGGACGUCUUAAAAACCGAUGGAGGUGUCUACAUAAAAGUGGUGGAACACUUCAGUAUACCCCAUCCAAGUGCUGCUCAAUAAUUUUUACUUGUGUAAUACUCGAAAACAUGUGCAAUUCACUUGGUUUAGAAGAUCCAGACAACAUAGAAGUUGUUGAGGAUGCAGUUGAUAGCAACACUGAAGAUAAUGGCAACUGUUUUAGUGUCGGUCAAAGACAAACCAACCAACUUCGACUUGGUAUAAUUAGAAGAGAUAAUUUAAAAAACUAUUUGUUUGCAAAUAGACAUCAUUGUGUAUCAUGAAUAAUAGAUAUCAAUGUGUAUCAUGAAUUACAGACAUCAAUGUGUAUCAUAUUGUAUUUAAAAGAUAAACUUGUUUUAUGUAAAAAUUAAAAUCUUUUAUGGAGAAAGAAACAUUUCAUUAAA